CACAGCCAAUUCUCAAACUUCUCCGCUCGUUGAGCUCUCCGGCCACUACACUGCAAUAUGGGCUACUCCAACACCAUGUUGGCUCUGCUCACACUUGCAUCCCUGUGGGCGGCAGAAGCACGAGCAUCAGCAGUUGCAAGGAGAGGGUCUCUUCGCCACCUGGCCACCGUCCACAAAGCCAUGGCCAGAAGGUUAGAGACUAGCAGAUCCCUGCAAAGCCAUGGUGCCCGUACAACUUCUUCCAAUGGCACCACCCUUCCCUCGGCUGCCACGCUCGCGGGCUGCCCAACGAGCUGUGGCAACCUGAGCUUUGAGUACCCAUUCGGCGUAGGACCUGGUUGCUUCCGAGGUCCUGACUUCAGGCUCUUUUGCAACAGCACCGGUCAGCCUCCUAAACUGUUCUUACACGACGGCACCAUAGAGGUUUUAGACAGUAUUGAGGUAGCCGGUUUUGAUCUCCUUGAUACCUUCAGCUACAACCUUCUUCAAGUCUCCUUUUCCCAAACAAUCCCUAUAAGAUCCGGAGUUGAUGUCUAUAACAUGUCACUCAAGCCUCCAGGGAAUUCCUUUUCGAUUAUGAUGGGCCUGAUGGUUCACGUCAUCGGCUGCGAUUUGGAUGUACUCUUAAAAGAUCAGGACACGGGUUCCUUCAGCCCGCUUUGCACCGUCACCUGCCCCAACAAAACGGUUGCAGAGAUGGUGUACACGCAGGACUGUGAUGCCGGAGGCUUUUGCUGCGGCGAGCUUUCUGGAACAACUGCUCAAGCUCUUGAGUUCCAGUUUGUGCCUCACAAAAGAGGUGUGACUGAAAAAGUCUCAAAUUUAAGCAUCCUGUGGGAUAGAAUCAACAUAACUGUCAUGGUUCCCCUGGUGUGGAGCAUCGCCGACCACACAAGAUGCCCCGAGGGAGAAGACAGGAGGAGCACCGCUUGUGUUAGCGAGCACAGCCAUUGCGAGAGUCCAGUGCUUCGGGAUGCUGGUUAUGCCUGCCGGUGCGACAAAGGAUACCAGGGGAAUCCUUACAUCCUCGAUGGCUGCACCACUGAUGAAGGGUAUAAUCCGAAACCACUGAAGGAGGAUUGUUCUCACCAGUGUGGGAACAUUACUGUCCCAUUUCCUUUUGGCCUAGAAGAAGGUUGCUCUGCAAGGAGAUUUUUCCAGCUCAACUGCUAUGACCCGGCACAUUCGGUCCUCCAAUACAAUGACCUCUUUCGUGUGACUAACAUAAAUGUGACCGAGGGUCUUGUCGGCAUCAAAAUCGACUCAAGUUUGGUAGACGCACAAUUUAGUAUAAUACUGAAGAUGAUGACGUCUUCCAAAGAACCUGACCUGUUUGUUGACCCUUUGGAAUCAGCCUCUUUCCAGUGGGCUGUUGCUAAUCUGACCUGCCAACUGGCGAAACAGAACACAUCCGGAUAUGCUUGUGUGAGUAACAACAGCACAUGCAUAAGUGUCAUAAGCUCUUCGGAAGACUAUGUUGGCUACCGGUGCAAAUGCUCAGCUGGUUUUGAAGGAAAUCCGUACAUCAAAGAUGAUUGUCACGAUAUUGAUGAAUGUCAGCAAACACCUGGGAUUUGCGAAGGUAUUUGCCACAAUACUAUUGGAAGCUUCACUUGCACCAAGUGUCCUGGUCAUACAAUUUAUGAUGCUAAAACAAUGCAGUGUACCUCAACUCCAAAGAGAAAUCUCAUCCUAGGUAUUAUAAUUGGGCUUAGUUGUGGUUUUGGCAUUCUACUAUUUGGCUUAAGUGCAUUAGUGCUCAUUCAAAGAUGGAAAAGAAACACUCGGAAGAAACUAAGAAGGAAGUAUUUUCAGAAGAAUCAGGGCAUUCUAUUGGAACAACUAAUAUUGUCCGAUGAGAGUGCAAGUGACAAGACAAGGAUUUUCUCCUUAGAAGAGCUAGAAAAGGCAACAAAUGACUUUGAUCCCACACGUAUUGUUGGCCAUGGAGGGCAUGGCACGGUAUAUAAAGGCAUUUUAUCUGACCAACGAGUGGUAGCUAUAAAGAAGUCCAAGGAAAUCAAGGACGGUGAGAUUAGCGAUUUCAUCAACGAGGUUGCAAUCCUCUCACAAAUAAAUCAUAGAAAUAUAGUGAGACUCUUUGGGUGUUGUCUUGAAAGUGAAAUUCCCUUGCUAGUAUAUGACUUCAUCACCCAUGGUUCUUUACACCAAAUUCUUCAUGCUAGUUCAAGUAGUGGGUUCUCGUUAUCAUGGAAUGACUGUCUAAGGAUCGCCAGUGAAGCUGCAGGAGCUCUAUACUAUCUCCACUCCGCUGCAUCGAUAUCGAUCUUCCAUCGGGAUGUGAAGUCUUCCAACAUACUCCUGGAUGCAAACUACACUGCCAAAGUUUCAGAUUUCGGUGCUUCAAGAUCCGUCCCAAUUGACAAAACCCAUGUUAUUACAAAUGUUCAGGGCACAUUUGGCUACUUAGAUCCUGAAUACUACCAGACCGGGAGGCUAAAUGAGAAAAGUGAUGUUUACAGCUUUGGUGUGGUGCUUCUCGAGCUUCUUCUAAGAAAAGAACCAGUUUUUAGUACUGAAUCAGGGAUGAAGCAGAACUUGUGCAACUACUUCCUUUCAGAGAUGAGAACAAGGUCGAGUACAGAGAUAGUAGCUACUGAAGUUCUCCAGGAAGCAACCCAGGAAGAGAUUGAGAAAGUCUCCUCCCUUGCAGAGAUGUGCUUGAGGCUUCGAGGCGAAGAAAGGCCUACAAUGAAGCAAGUGGACAUAACACUGCAGCUUCUACUUGCAGAAAGGAUGAACUCGUCUCGAUCUGACACGGGAGAUGACGAGCAAGACAUCCAGCCGUUGCUGACAAGAAGAAAUGUCGUAGCUUCUCGGCGGCAAUCCCUGUCUAUUGAACUGGACGACGGGGCUAAUGCUGCAGCACCUCAGAGAAGCUACAAUGGCUCGAGCUUAGAGCGGGAGUUUCUGUCAUCAGCCAGCCUACCUCGUUAGAUGCAUUGUCUGUGUUUAUUACCAGCUAGCAUUCCAAUGUUUAGCUUUGCUUACUACGACAAUCUCAAGUCUUUUUUAUAUAGAACAAUCAAGUCUUGUGUACAUCAUAUAUGACUAGAAUCUUUUUUUUAAUGAAAUACGUACUGGUUGCUGUACACAGCACCAUCUUGUAUAAGAAUGUAAUGGGCUUUA
Panicum virgatum (switchgrass) is the source of this 3150-nucleotide messenger RNA. Its product is annotated as putative wall-associated receptor kinase-like 16. Gene Ontology annotation, cellular component: plasma membrane. Gene Ontology annotation, molecular function: ATP binding; polysaccharide binding; calcium ion binding. Gene Ontology annotation, biological process: protein phosphorylation; cell surface receptor signaling pathway. The record is from RefSeq and is a predicted model, not a curated record. Lineage: Eukaryota; Viridiplantae; Streptophyta; Magnoliopsida; Poales; Poaceae. The transcript is spliced from 4 exons. The coding region runs from base 58 to 2958 and encodes 966 amino acids.